Messenger RNA from Akanthomyces muscarius, 885 nucleotides. RefSeq lists its product as uncharacterized. Gene Ontology annotation, biological process: ubiquitin-dependent protein catabolic process. The transcript has 3 exons. Gene Ontology annotation, cellular component: proteasome core complex, alpha-subunit complex; proteasome core complex; nucleus. Lineage: Eukaryota; Fungi; Ascomycota; Sordariomycetes; Hypocreales; Cordycipitaceae. The record is from RefSeq and is a predicted model, not a curated record. The coding region runs from base 1 to 885 and encodes 294 amino acids.
AUGACCUCGAUAGGAACCGGGUACGAUCUGCUCAACUCCAUCUUCUCGCCCGAUGGCCGCAACUUCCAGGUCGAAUACGCCGUCAAGGCGGUAGAGAAUGGCGGCACAUCCAUCGGCAUCCGCUGCGACGAGGGUGUCGUCCUGGCCGUUGAAAAGGUGGUUGCGUCGAAGCUGGCCAAGGCUGGCGCCAACAAGCGCAUCGGUACCGUUGAUAGUCAUAUUGGAGUCGUCUACUCUGGCAUGAUCCCAGAUGGCCGCCACUUCAUCGACCGAGCGCGCGACGAGUCGCAAUCCUGGCGCCAAAACUUCAAGGCGCCCAUCCCCACAGCCGACCUGGCCUCGCGCAUGGGCAGCUACCUGCAAGCAUACACCAUGUACGGCUCCGUGCGCCCCUUUGGCAUCACGGGCAUCAUCGGCGGCGUCGACACGUCCGAGGACACGCCCGUCGACGGCGAGGUCGGGUCGGGCCCCGCGUGCGGCGCCGGCGGCAAGGCCGCGGGCAAGAAGCAUGGCGGGCCCUUUCUCUACAUGGUCGAGCCCAGCGGCCAGUACUGGGGCUACUACGGCGCCGCCACGGGCAAGGGCCGCCAGGCCGCCAAGGCGGAGCUCGAGAAGCUCGACCUGCAGAGCGGCGGGAUGACGCUGCAGCAGGCCGUCAAGGAGGCCGCGCGCAUCAUCUACGUCGCGCAAAAGGACAACAAGGACAAGGACUUUGAGCUGGAGAUGACCUGGAUCAGCACCGCCGACGGCCCGACCAAGGGCCGCCACGUCGAGGUGCCCAAGGAGCUGCGCGACGAGGCCGAGAGAUUAGCAAAGGCCGAGGACGAGUCGGAUGAUGAAGAAGAGGAGAGCGAUAAGAAGGACGAUGACAAGAUGGAAGAAUAA